Molecule: messenger RNA, 1451 nt
Organism: Harmonia axyridis
Lineage: Eukaryota; Metazoa; Arthropoda; Insecta; Coleoptera; Coccinellidae
Exons: 7
Coding region: 99-1391 (430 amino acids)
Source: RefSeq, a predicted model, not a curated record
GAAAACAAUUACAGAAAUUUUUAAUACAAAGUUAGGAAAAACUUGAAAGUAGAGAAAAUAGAACGUAUUUUUUUUGUGGAAAAGCUGCUAGAAUACCUAUGUAUUUUUUAAAACUUCUUAUAAUUCUUAUUGGUUUAAUUUACAUUGAAGCUUUCGAUAUCAAAAUCAAAUAUUGUAGAUUUCGAUGUAGCAGCUCUUGUCAGACGCCAGAGGAUAAAUCUAAUCCAAAUGGAAAUGCUAAACCACCUGGGGCAUAUUACUGGAGGGAUUUCUAUGGCGUUAUACCCCCAGAUGCCUACCCUAUAGGUGCACCUUCUCAAUUCCCUCAAACUUAUGUCGGCAUGGCCUUUGACCCAUCACACAAUGGUACAUUCGCUACAACCAUUUUUGAGGGCUUAAACUACGUUUACGCCACCGUCGAUGGCAACGUUACAAAAAUAGACAAACGCAUACAGAUACUUUGUACGAUGUCUCCUGGACAAAUGGCUUGGCAAAAAGUGACUGCAGAAAAUUACAAAUCCUUGUCGGAUUAUAAGUUUGUUACAGCUUUUUUUCAUGUAGAGUUCGUUAAUUCGAAAUUGAUUCAACAGAGUCAUUUCAUUGUUAAGAGUAAGAGUAAUACAUGCAACGUUGCCUAUGCAGGAAACGUGAGGUCUUUGAGCGCCAAGUUGGAGUACGCGCUGAUUGAUGGUUCAUAUAAAUCAGCUGAUGAAUUUUUGUUUCUGAUGUAUAACACGAAACAAUCUGUUGCUGAGGAUCCUGAUGCUAACAGCAAGCAAUCGCCUUCUAAGAGUUUCAUCACUCACUAUUCAGACUAUCAAAUUCGACCAAAUUCAAUCAUACCCCAAUUUUACAAACAACUAACCAUUGGUUCAUGUUCCAUUACUUGUACUAAUGAGAACGAUGGCAACAAUAAAAAAAUGGCCAACAACGAAAAACUUUCAACAUCUAUGGCCUACUAUUGGAAGCCGAAAACAGUUUCCACUGAAGAAGAUGCAGUUGUGAUUGGUGAAGCCUUCAACAAACCUAACUAUCUUGGACAAGCCUAUUUAUCUGUCAAUAAUUUCGAUGUAGGAAUUGUCAGAAUGUCGUCUAUUGAAGUAUGGUUAUUAACUUGGCAGUUGAUACAAAAUGAAUAUCAAGUAUUUAGCACUAAUUAUCCUGAAAAAUUACAAUGGGUGAAUACGACAACAACAGAUUUUGGUACAAUUGACAGAAAAAAAAUUAUACCAGGAGGUGCUCUAGCCAAUGGUACGGAAACUUUCGUUUGCAGAACCAAUGAUAACGGAAGAAUUUUUGGAGGAAGUGCCAAAGUAUUCUCAGAAGGAACCUAUUGCUUUUCACAUUUUGGAGCAUUUGAUAUUUUUGAAGUUUUGACUGUGGCAAUGUGAAUAUGCCAACACUUGAAUCAUUCCAAAACCUUGUUCUAAAUAAAGGAAAUUUUCCUCUAA